AUGGGAUCACAAAUCAACGGCACGACGGCGUCGCCGGAAUUCGCUCCCAUUCCAAGCCCCGCCGCAAAGAACGCGCCCUACUUCACCCCGGAGCAAGACCCCGUCUCCGGCACGGCCCUCGGCACGACGACCGGCGCCCCGACCCCGAAGCUCUUCACCCCGCUCACCGUCCGUGGCCUCACCUUCCAGAACCGCCUCUUCCUCGCGCCCCUGUGCCAGUACUCGGCCGCGGCGGACGGCCGCGCCACGGACUGGCACCUAACCCACCUCGGCGGCAUCCUCCAGCGCGGGCCAGGGCUGUCCAUCAUGGAGUCCACGGCCGUGCAGCGCGAGGGCCGCAUCACGCCCCAGGACCUCGGCCUGUGGGACGACGCCCAGGUCGGGCCGCUGCGGCGCAUCGUCGACUUCGCCCACACCCAGGGCCAGAAGAUCGGCAUCCAGCUCAGCCACGCCGGCCGCAAGGCCAGCACCGUCGCCCCCUUCCUGCACAUGAACGCCACCUCGAACGCCGCGGUCGGCGGCUGGCCCGAUGAGGUCUACGCCCCGUCGGCACUGCGCUUCAACGACGCCUAUCCACAGCCCAGGGCUAUGACGCUGGAGCAGAUCGGGGUCUUCAAGACGGCCUUCGUCGACGCGGCUAGCAGGGCCGUGGGCGCCGGCUUCGACGUCGUCGAGAUCCACGCCGCCCACGGGUACCUCCUCCACCAGUUCCUCAGCCCCAUCAGCAACCAGCGUACGGAUCGGUACGGCGGUAGCUGGGAGAACCGCACGCGGCUGGUGCUCGAGGUCGUCGACCUGGUGCGCGCCACGAUCCCGGAGGACAUGCCCCUGUUCGUGCGCAUCAGCGCGACGGACUGGUUCGACGACAUGAAGGAGGAGUUCCCUGAGAGCUGGACCGUCGCGGACUCGUGCAGACUGGCGCCCAUCCUCGCCGACAGGGGCGUCGACUUCCUCGACGUCAGCUCGGGCGGCAUUCACCCCCUGCAGUCGACGAGCAUCAAGGGCGGCCCCGGCUACCAGGCAGGCUUCGCCAAGGAGAUCAAGAGGUCGGUUGGAGAUAAGAUGAUUGUGUCGGCUGUCGGUGGCAUCAGCACCGGUACAAUGGCGGAAGGCUUCCUCCAGGCGGGCUUGGACGUCAUCAUGUGCGGUCGGUGGUUCCAAAAGAACCCGGGUCUGGUUUACGCGUUUGCUGAUGAGCUCGGCACCAACGUCAAGAUGGCGAACCAGAUUGGAUGGGGCUUUGGCGGACGAAAGGGAAAGAAAUAG
Colletotrichum higginsianum IMI 349063 is the source of this 1266-nucleotide messenger RNA. RefSeq names its product Nadh-dependent flavin oxidoreductase. Gene Ontology annotation, cellular component: intracellular anatomical structure. Gene Ontology annotation, molecular function: NADPH dehydrogenase activity; FMN binding; NADP binding. The coding region runs from base 1 to 1266 and encodes 421 amino acids. NCBI's taxonomy places the organism in Eukaryota, Fungi, Ascomycota, Sordariomycetes, Glomerellales, Glomerellaceae. The transcript has a single exon. The record is from RefSeq and is a predicted model, not a curated record.